AUACACUUGAUCGUGAUCUUUGUUCUGUGGCAAAAAAUGGAAUUUUGGAAAAUGAAUAUUUUUAUCAUGAUAGCCAUUUGCUAUUUAUCCAAAUAAUAUACAAAUAUUUCCAAUAUAAAAGUUUAUUUGAAACAUAGAUUAUUUUAAAUUAAGGUUAGAGUCAGUAAAAUCAUAGCCAUAGGUUAUAUUGUGUUUUCAUCCAUGUUGAACUAUUGAUAAGUUCUUUGAUUGCGUCAUGUAAACGUACAGUUAUACGAGGUGUCUCUAUUUAUUUAAGUGAUCAAUAUGUGUAAGAUUCAUAAUCUUUCCUAAUUUUUACGCAAUAGAAAAGUUAUGGUAAAUGUACUCUUUGUGUAUGUAUUUGACAAGUAACCUAAUAAUCGUUAUAAUUCUCAAUUCUGACACCAUUUUUGUUAAGCCUUUUGGCUUGUAAUAAUGGUUUCGUGAACCGCUCCCGUCGAGCUGUCGAUGAUAGAUUAGUGAAUUUUGUUGACAGCCUUGAGUCGAUAUAACUAGCUAGAAUAACAGUAAUUAUUGCAAAAAUGUACUAAUUCUUGCGAAUUUAUAAUUAAUAGAAACAUGGAUAUAAUUAAAGAUGAAAUCAAAAUGGAAACAGAGGAAUUCCACCUUCCAUGGGACAAGUCCAAUAUAGUGGCAUCUGAAGAAGUAAUAUGUGGCAUUGAUUCUGAACAGAAUGAAUCAUAUAGCAAUAUGACCUCAGAAGAAAUAAUAGCACACACAGAUCAAAUGGCAGCAGAAAACCUGAUGUUCCUUUCUCAAGAUGUUGUGAGCUACACAGAAAGUGCUGAGUUGGCGGAGGACCCUAGUGUGGAGUGUGUUACUGAAGAAGUCAUUACUGAUGACUGGGUCAUACCUGGGGGUCAGGAAAGAGUUGAAGUGCCUUUAGAACAUUUAGCAGUACCCAUUCAAGAUGUUAAAAUUGAGAAUGACAUAGAUGUACCACUGCCUACAGAUCAAGAUGAAUACACAGCAAUGCGUCCAUGGCCCUGCGACUUCUGCUCGCGGCGCUUCCGCAAGAAGGCCGCGCUCAUGAACCACAUGGUGGCGCAUCAGAACGACCGGCCGCACGCCUGCAACCUGUGCGGGGUCCGAUAUGUGCGCAAGUGUGACCUCAUGAACCAUCUUAAAGUGCAUGCUAUGGUGCCAGACACACCUGACAUGAUAGAUUAUGAAGAAAUUGUUCCACCAAUAAUGAAAACAAAGAAAAAGAGAGGUAGACGGAAAAAGGUUGCAGAACCAGUGGAGAACGGCGUGUGGGAGCACAUGACGUCAGCGCGCACACAGCAAUGGUCGCGCCGCGGCCGCACGCCGCCCAAACCUGAGCCAGCCCCCGCGCCGCCCUCGCCGCCCUCGCCCUCGCCUUCGCCUCCAGCGCCGGCGCCGCCCCCCGCAGACCCUUCGCGCCCAUUCGUGUGCCGGCAUUGCGGCGUAGGGUUCGCUAGAGAGAAAGCGCUACAGUCGCAUGCGAGGGUGCACGGCGGCGACUCGCCCGUGGAAUGCGGCGAGUGCGGCGAGCUGUGCUGGUCGCGCGAGGCGCUGCGUGCGCACUGCGCGGCGCGCCACCCGCACCUGGCGCCCGCCGCGGCGCACGCAGCGCCCGCCGCUGACCUCGUCUACGAGGACAACUCUGGCGACGACAUGGAGUUCAGACUGUCGCCGGUGGCGCACAGCGGCAGCGAGCGCGAGAGAGAUCGGGACAGAAUGAUGGACGUGCGCGGGCCGGAGCUGUUUUGCAGUGACUGCGGCGUGGCCUUCCAGCGCGCGGACCUGCUGCGCCGGCACGUGGCAGCCGCGCACAGUUACAAGAGGCACAACAGCACGAGCAGCACGUGGGAGCAGGAGCACACGUGCGACGUGUGCGGCGAGAGCUGCACCGACGCGCUGCAGCUGCUGGCGCACGCGGAGCGACACGCCGAGCGCCCGCGCACCAACAAUAGAUUAAAACGAAUGGGCCGAGGUCGAAAUAAUACGACCUCUGCAAGCGGCGCGAGACAAUUCCCGUGCAGAGAGUGUGGCAAAGUGUUCGGGUCGCGCAGCUCUCAACAGAUCCACGUGCGCAUCCACACGGGCGAGCGGCCGUACGCAUGCCGGUUCUGUUGGAAAGCUUUCGCAGACGGCGGCACGCUAAGGAAACACGAGCGGAUACACACCGGCGAAAAGCCAUACGCAUGCGCAGUGUGCCCGCGCGCGUUCAACCAGCGCGUCGUGCUGCGGGAGCACGUGCGCUCACACCACUCCGCGCCGGACAGACGCGCCAACGGAGGGUACCUGUAUUGUUGUGUUGUCUGCGGGCGGCCUAUGCAUUCUAGCGUGGAGUUGGCCCAACAUAUCAUUCAGCAUUGCGACGAAAACACGGCGUUGAAAAGACAACCUCAGAACGGGCCGAGGAAAUACAAAAGGAGGCGGAAAAUUAAAACGGAGCUGUCGACAUCUCCGCUACCGUGGACGCGCGGCUCCCCCUCGCCGCUGCCGUCCGCGGCCGCGUCCCGCUCGCCGUCCCCCGCCCCCUCCCCCGCGCGCUCCCACUCCCCGUCGCGCACGCUCUCCCGCUCGCCGACGCCUCCCCCCGCGCGCACGCCCCGCGCCCCCCGGGUUCCCCGCGUGGCCCCGCCCGCGCGCCGCCGCCGACGCCGUGGCCCCGCCGUCCCGCUGCCGCGCCCCAAGAUGAUACACACCGAGGAGCCUCGCACUAAAGCUAAACAGACCCGGAACCGCAGGCCACCCAGACAUCCCGCUGACGACCUCCUAGCUAUCGGACCCCACUCGCCGUCCCCACCUCCGGUGGACCCCGUGGACGACGCGCCGGCCUCCGAGGAGGGGGUCUAUAAAUGCGAGAUGUGCUCCAUGGAGUUUCCGCGUAGAGAUGCCUUACUAUUGCACGUGCCUAUACAUAUAUGACCCAAAAGGAAACUGCGACCCCGGCGUGCAUCCAAAGAACACUAAAGACAGUAUGCGCACAGUGAUAUCAUAGCACAUAAUCGCUACGACAAACAUAUUUUUACGAACAAUACCCAAAAAGUGCGAAGUGUUCUCCAUGAAUUGUAAAGUGAAAAGACUGACACCAUUUUCUAGUGAUACGAUUCUGUUAUAUGUACAUUAUUGCUUAGGCGGCCAAACGCAAGUGUUGAAAUGAAAGCAUACUAUAAACCAAGGAUCACAGGCUUACUUCGUCCAGUCUUCGUGAAAUUUAGUUUUUCACAAAUCCCUCGGGAAUCAGAUUUUUCCGGAAAUGCCCAUGUGUUAAUCCAGAGUAAAAUCUGUUUCCAUUCCAAAUUUCAGCCAAAUCGGUUCAGUAGUUGCGGCGUUAAAGAGAACAAACAUCCAUACAUUUUGAUAUUCAUGAAAUCAGAAGGAGAUUCUAAUACUCAUCAUAAAGAAACAUAGUACACAGCUGAUGAUUGACAGGCUUGGCUUGAAUAAAACCAUUUAGACCAAAAUGAAAAAUGAAAUUAAAUCGUUUUUACUUAUUUAAUGUUUAUCAUUCUGAAAUUUUCGUUUUUACUUAUUAUCGUUUAUUUAGUUUUUACUUAUUAUAUUUUAUUAUAUUUUAUUAUAUAUGCUUCAUAAAUCGAGGUCUUGCGUAAGAACUGGACUAUAAUAUUUUUGCACAUGAAAACAUGUAGUUAAAGCGUGCAAUAUGCAAAAUGAAUUUAAAGCCAAACCAAUGAUUUAUGCUUAUUCUAAUAAUAGGACUUUUUUCACAUUUUUAACCGACUUCCAAAAAGGAGGAGGUUCUAUGUUCGGCUGUAUGUAUGUUUUUUUUUUUUAUGAAAUUUUACCUUAAUGUUGAAUUAACGGGCCCAUAUUAAUGGAUGUCACUCAACUCAAGAGCUUGUUCAUGAGGCCAAUGUUGAGUUCCUCACCAUAUAAAUAAACAUCACAAUAAUUAUGAUCUCAAAUUGCUUAAACUUGAAGAUUGAAAUUGAGGAAUUUCUAUUAAUACAGGCCUAAAUGUCCCAUCCCCAUAACCUCAAAGGUAUUAUACCUGGUAAUUGUAUUAAACCUGUUACAUAUAUUGAGAUGGAAUCUCCUGAUCAAAACUGGAUAACUAUUUUAUUAUAAUUUUAUUAAAAGCUUUAUCACUUUUGGCAGCCAAAGAGUUAAAAGAGUACAUAUUUGUAUUAUGGCACUAACAACUAUAAGUGACCUAAUUUAAAUAAACAGUUUCUUAUUUAUAAAUCUUUAACAACACAUAUUUUUAUAAAAAUUGUUCAUCUUUCUGGUUUAUUCAUGACUUAGUCAAUAACAUAUUGAGAUUUUCAAUCAAUUACACAACUGUAUUAGGUAUAGAAAAAAAUAUCGCUAAUACAGAAGCAGUCUUGUUAUUAUAACACAUAAAUUGCAUUAAGUAAUUUUAAUACUUCAGCCUUAUUGAUAUUCUAGAGCUGGUUUCAAUGCACUUCUUACCGAGGACACCGUUAUUUAUUUGUGUUUGACGGCAUAAACAUGGUCUUUAUUAAAAUUCAAUGAACUUUUAUAUUAAUUUGACGUGUUGAUUUUAAAACUUGGUGAAUAUCAGUUUUCGACAGACUCAAUAGUUAUUGAAUUCCAAAUUUAUAAUGAACUAAUUACAAAAAAAUAGCUUUGAUUAAAAUAAUAAAUAAUUAAAAAGUAUUAUGUUAAAAGCAUACUUGAAAAAGGCUUUUUUUCUUAUUCCAUACAAUACUAUAUUUUACUUAAGUGUUACUGCUUCAUUAAAAAAAAAAAUUAUACCUAAAUCUGAAAAUUACUGUAUUUAUCUGAAAAAUGUUGGUAACCCUUGAGCCUUAAAUGACAAAUUAUACCAGCAAACACACCUAAUAAAUACUGGUAUAACAUACUGUAAUGCUGGGAUCACACUAACGGGAAACAUUAGUGUAUUCACAACAUAAUGCGAUAAUUUUACAUACAUUAAUAAUGCCUUUUGACGUUAGGCGAUAGUUCGAGUGUUAGUCUGGGUACAUCAAAGAUUUUAACGGACUUAACGUUUUCGUUGAGUGUGGCCCCAGCAUCAUAGAGCAAAGCAUUUUGGUUGUAUCUUAUGAGAAGUAAUAGAACUGAGCUAACACUUUCCCCAGCGAGGUUUUUCACUCGAAGAUUAUUACUUUGUUAAACUUAGGUUAGGUUACUUUUGUUUUGGUAGUGCAUUUAUUAUAAAUGAGUGUAAAAUUAUAUCAUGCAGUUAUAACUCUUGUAAAUUAUUACAAUGUGAAAGCAAUCAUAUAAAUAUGUAUUGUAUAGUGUAUAAUUAAAUAAUAAUUAUUAUUUCACAAUUUAAAAUUUUGAAGACGAUUUAUAAGUAUGACAUGUCUGUAAAAUUAUGUUGUUGGUAUUAACAUUUAAGGUAACUUUGGCGCGUACUUGGUAAGGUUCAGACUGUAAUUAGCAUAACAUAAUUAAUAUUCCAACCAGGUGUCAAUUGUUAGAUAGAAUGUAUAUAAAUGUAUUAUAACAAAUAAAAUUCGUUGAAUAAAACGUUUUUACUUUUAUUCACAUUUUUAUUGUAAUUAAUUAAUAUUAUUUUCAGAAAAUCUAGUUUAUUCCCAGAUCUCAGAAAAUAUGCAAAGUGUUGUACACACAGAAUAACGAAUGAUGCAUGAUCCAGAAAGAGUCUACAAGCAGCGUGGUGAAGCCCGUGAAACCCAUAUAAACCAAACGUCACGCGUCUCCUUGACAUCCGCAUAAACAUGAACUUUUUUUAUAAUUUUGUUUAUUUUAAAAUUUUACACUAACAACAAUUCAUCAUCAUCAUCAUCAUCAUCAUUUCAGCCGAUGGACGUCCACUGCUGGACAUAGGCCUCUUGCAUGGACCUCCAAGCAUAACGAUCUCGAGCCGCCAGCAUCCAGCGGUUUCCUGCAAUCCGCUUGAUGUCCUCUGUCCACCUAGUGGGGGGUCGACCAACACUGCGCUUUCCGGUGCGGGGUCGCCAUUCUAACACCUUGGGACCCCAACGUCCAUCGGCUCUUCGAACUAUGUGGCCUGCCCAUUGCCACUUCAGCUUCGCGACUCGCUGAGCUAUGUCGGUGACUUUGGUUCGUCUGCGGAUCUCCUCAUUUCUGAUUCGAUCACGCAGAGAAACUCCAAGCAUAGAUCGCUCCAUCGCCCGCUGAGUGAUUUUGAGCCUUCUAAUGAGGCCCAUAGUUAGCGACCAAGUUUCGGAUCCGUAUGUCAUCACUGGCAACACGCACUGUUGUUGUUACACGCACUGUACUUCGAACAGUGCGUGUAACAACAAUUAUAAGCUAUUAAUUAUAUACAAAAUAGCAUGGGUUCGGGUUCGGGUAUCUUAAAAACACUUUAGUGUUUUUAAUAAAUAUAAUAAUCAAUAGGUAAUUUCCAAUAAAAAAUACUCCAUCUUAUUACAGAGAGAUAAAGGUCCUGUACAGGCAAGUCAAAUACAGGGAGCCACAGGGAGCGUCGACUGUUGUACAGGUACGUAGAUUUAAGAGUCGGUCGGUCGGUGUACAGCCUUGUAGUCUUGUACCGAAUAAUAAAUGUCUACUGCAUAUUUCUUAAAAAAAAGAGAAAAGCCUCUUUUUUUUCGGAAAUCAGUUUUUUUUGCCCCAUGUAACCUUAUUCAAUUUGAUAGCUAAUGAUCCCUACUAUCACCCUCUAUAGGGAUCGCUAUCAUAGAUUAUUAAUAAUAUAAUAUACGAUUAUCAGUAUUAGAUUAUUAUUAAUAUAGUAAUACUGAAAAUCGCUAUAUGUUUCCAAUGACCCUGGUUAUUUUAUAGAUUUACUUGUCGGUACUAAUAAUUUUAGGGUUAAUUUAUUUCUUGAUCCACCAGUGUUGCCAACGGUGCUGGCCCUAAUCACAAACGGCUAAAAGGGCUAAAAAGAUACCUAAUGACGCCGUUUGUCAUGCAUGAAGUCUAAUAUCUAAUACAAUUUCAGUUGUAGUAGCCUAAAGUAGCCCAAACACCAAAAUAUCAAUAAGUACCUAUAUGAAUUAAAUAAAAUGUAGUUUUAAAUGAGUGUGAAUUUGGCCUACAUCCGACAAUUAAAAACUUUGACAAUCGAUAACUCGAUGAAUAUAUCGACUACUAGCGGACGCUCGCGACUUCGUCCGCGUGGAAUUCAGUUUUUCACAAAUCCUGCGGGAACCAUGGAUUUUUCCGGGAUGAAAAGUAGCCUAAGCAUGUGUUAAUCUAGAGUAAAAUCUAUUAUCAUUCCAAAUUUCAGCCAAAUCGCUUCAGUAGCCGCAGCGUAAAAGAGGAACAAACAUACUUACACACUUUCACACUUAGACACAAAUUUUCGCAUUUAAAAUAUUAGUUUGAUAAUUUUUAGCUGAAGUGAUAAUGGCACGAAUUUCAAUUCUCUUGAUGAGUAUUUUUUUAAAUAUUUCUAUUAUUUAUUCCCUGAGUUGUAAUUUUUAAUAUAAAUUUUCAUUUGAAAAUGUUAUUGAUAUACAUAUACCUACACUCACACAAUAACCAUGUUGUUUGCUUUACUACCCGCUAAUGAUUGUUCUUUUUUUCUUUUCUCUUUUUGUUUGUUAUUUAGUUUUGUUAAUAUUGUAUAUGUAAUAAGAACCAGUGCACAGUAAAACCAACUGUGGUUUAAUACAAACCACAGUUGGUCUUACUGUGCACUGGUUACAUCACGGUUAGGCUUAAUUUAAAAAUGUAUUUUGUAGAACAAUAAAUAAAUAAAUAAAUAAUAUAUUUAUCAAUUUCAUAACAAAUGAAAAUUUAUAUUAAAAAUUACAGCUCCGGGAAUAAUUAAAAGAAAUAUUUAAAAAAAUUAUCAUCGAGAGAAUUGAAAUACGCGCCAUUAACACUUCAGAUAAAUGUAAUCGUCGAUAUAUUCAUCGAGAUAUCGAUUGUCAAAGUUUUUAAUUGUCGGAUGUCGGUCAAAUUCACACUUAGUUUUUAUAACUUUUAAUAAAAAUAAAAAAAAAAAGCUCUAGAGUUGAGUAGCCUAAUGUGCGAACGCCUUUUAGAUUUUUCGUCGUCGAUUAGCAGCAUAAAAAUGAAAUGGCGAAAAAUCGCUUACGUUGGCAGCACUCAGCACUGGGCAUUACGGCGUCAAACGGUCAAAGUCAAACAACGUUUUGUUUAUCUUUCCUUUGUGGCAUUGAAAAAAAAAACUUCACAUUGUAAUUUAAUACAUGUAUUAUAUAUUUUCAAUUUGUACAAAAUAUGUAAUACGAAAAACGUUCACAUAUUUCUCAUUUUCGUACUUUGUUUUAUUACAAAAUAACAACAGAUUACAGAACGCAACUGAUGAUCUGGCCAAAUGUCAUUGUCAAAACAAAAUUUCCAUUUUGUGAUUGUGAUUUGGCGAUUGUUUGUGGUAAUUUGUUGGGAAUAAUUAAUUUUUAUUAACGAAUUUCAUUCAUAUUUCUAAGGAAGUGAAUUAACGUAAUAUUUGUCAGUGGAAUAUUUUAACUUGAAAAUUUUGUAUAACGGAAUACCUAUGGCAAAAAAUAAUUUGUAAAGGUGAUACAGCUACUGGGGGAAAAAUUAUAAAACUUUGAACUAGAUUUCAUCAUUAUUCAUCACGGCGGGACGAAGCAGCAGCAUGCGUCGAGCCAGAGAUGGCUACCCAUAUCAGCCCAUACCCAGGGCCCCCACAGACGACGUGCUUGAACACGAAAAUGAAAGAAUGGCUGGAGAGCUAGGUGAUAAAAUCUCUACAUUAAAACAUAUGUCGAUAGAAAUCGGCAAUGAGGUUCGAUAUCAAGAUAAAAUAUUAAGAGGAUUGGAUGAUGAUGUAGACAGAAGCUCCGGCUUUCUUGGAAAAACUAUGGGAAGAGUACUCAAACUGGGAAAAGGGAACCACAACUAUUACAUAGUAUAUUUAUUCCUCUUUUCUAUCUUCGUAUUUUUCUUACUUUAUGUAGUUUUAAAAUUUAGGUGAUUUAUUGUAUUGAGAAUUUAUUUCAGUACUUUAUGGUUGCAGACAUUGUGGGUUUAUGUAAAUAGUACUUUUUGAUCUAGGAAUAUUCAUGUUAUAUUUAUAUUGUAUUAAUUAUAAUUAACCUUGAAUAAAUGUAAUUUGAUUUCAUUAUUA
This is a messenger RNA of Bicyclus anynana (squinting bush brown), 9019 nucleotides long. RefSeq names its product zinc finger protein 628. The coding region runs from base 580 to 2919 and encodes 779 amino acids. Gene Ontology annotation, biological process: regulation of transcription by RNA polymerase II. The record is from RefSeq and is a predicted model, not a curated record. Lineage: Eukaryota; Metazoa; Arthropoda; Insecta; Lepidoptera; Nymphalidae. Gene Ontology annotation, molecular function: RNA polymerase II cis-regulatory region sequence-specific DNA binding; DNA-binding transcription factor activity, RNA polymerase II-specific. The transcript has 18 exons.